AUGGCGGCCAAGUCGGAUGGCGGCGGCGGCGGCGGCGGCGGCGGCGGCAGCGGCUUCGCCCAGCUGCACAACCUGGACGAGGCGGCGGCGGCCACGGGCGGCGGCGUCGGGGCAGCGGCGGCCGAGGUGGCGGAGGAGCCGGGCGCAAGCAGCUCCUUGCACAUCUGCCACUGCUGCAACACGUCGUCUUGCUACUGGGGCUGCCGGAGCGCCUGCCUGCGGAACCUCUUCGGGCGGGCCGCCGCCACCGCCGCCGCCGAGCCGCUGGCCCCGCGCCCCCCCGCCGCCGCCGCCGAAGGGCCGCCGGAGGGCGGCGAGGCGGCCGAGCGGCCGUGGCUGGACUGCCUGUGGAUCGUGCUGGCGCUGCUGGUGCUGCUGGGGGAUGUGGGCACGGACCUGUGGCUGGCGCUGCACCACUACGGCCGGCGGGACUACUUGUGGUGCGGCCUCACCCUGGCCUUCGUGCUGCUGCCCUCGGUGCUGGUGCAGAUCCUGAGCUUCCGCUGGUUCGUGCAGGACUACACGGGCGGCGGGCUGGGCGCCGUGCAGGGGCUCAGCAGCCGCGGGCCGCCCAUGAUGGGGGGGACCGCGGGCCGGCGUGGGGGACCCGCCGGCGGGGUAGGAGGAGCCGGCGGCACCGCCACCCCCGGGGCGCAGCGCCUCUGCAGGAUCUCCGUCUGGGUCUGGCAGUCCGUCAUCCACCUGCUGCAGAUGGGGCAGGUCUGGAGGUAUAUCCGAACAAUGUACCUGGGGAUCCAGAGCCAGAGGAGGAAGGAACACCAGCGGCGUUUCUACUGGGCUAUGAUGUACGAAUAUGCAGACGUGAACAUGCUGCGCCUCCUGGAAACGUUCCUCGAGAGCGCCCCUCAACUGGUGCUACAGCUCUGCAUAAUGAUCCAAAAGAACCGUGCAGAAACAUUACCAUGUGUGUCCUCUGUGGCCUCCCUGAUGUCCCUGGCUUGGGUGCUAGCCUCCUAUCACAAGCUUCUUCGGGACUCUAGGGACGACAAGAAGAGUAUGAGCUACAGAGGGGCCCUCAUCCAUCUCUUCUGGCGCCUCUUCACCAUCUCAUCCCGAGUUAUUUCUUUUGCUCUCUUUGCUUCCAUCUUCCAGCUCUACUUCGGGAUCUUUGUAGUGGUCCAUUGGUGUGCCAUGGCUUUCUGGAUCAUCCAUGGUGGGACAGAUUUCUGCAUGUCUAAGUGGGAGGAGAUCCUCUUCAACAUGGUGGUAGGGAUUGUGUACAUUUUCUGCUGGUUUAAUGUCAAGGAAGGGCGGACUCGAUACCGAAUGUUUGCGUAUUACACGGUGGUCCUGACGGAGAACGCUGCCUUGACGCUCCUUUGGUAUUUUUACAGAGAUCCUGACACCACUGACUCCUAUGCCGUGCCAGCACUGUGUUGUGUCUUUCUUAGCUUUGCUGCUGGGAUAGCUUUGAUGCUGUUAUAUUAUGGUGUGCUGCAUCCCAUGGGGCCAAGAGCUAAGAUCUUUGCCAGCUCCUGUUGCGCCGAGCUGCUCUGGGGCAUUCCUUUGCCCCCCGAUGUUGAGCCCAUGGCGCCCCAAACCCCUGGGUACCGGGGGGCCCAGGCUACGCCCACCAGAGCGGUCACGGAGCAACAGGAGGAACUCACAGCUGACACUUGCUUGCCCGUUUUCCAGGUGAGAGCAAUGGUACCAUCUACUCCAUCUGGGCGACCCUACCCCCCCGAGGGGCCUCUCAUUAAGAUUGACAUCCCAAGAAAAAGAUAUCCUGCCUGGGAUGCUCAUUUUGUAGACAGGAGGUUAAGAAGAACUAUCAACAUCCUCCAAUAUGUCACCCCCACAGCUGUAGGUAUUAGGUAUAGAGAUGGACCUCUCUUAUAUGAGUUGCUACAAUAUGAAUCUUCACUUUAAAGCUCCUUAAAGCAAAAGUAAAAGAGGGGACCUUAUUUUUGUUUACGGUAAACACAGAUCAUGAAACAAACACAAACCUUCAGAUAAGCUUUCUUUCUGGUUGCUGUAUGUAUAAAAAAAAAAGAUAUUCUCUAUGUUUUGUAAGUAAAAACAAAAAGAAAAACUUUUCUUUUGUUUUUUACACACAAGAAACAGUAUUUCAACUUCCACACCUAGGAUUCACAGGUGGAGAAGGAGGCAUCUCCACAUCAGUUUUAUACCGUACACCAAGUGUAGAACAUUAUUUAUGGGAUUGGUGCUGAUUGAAAAAUAAAAAAUAAAAAAAACAAACAAACAAACCUACAACUGCCUUAUGCCCUUAGGUGCUGAGUUUCAUUAAGUACUGUCACCUUUCUCAUGCAAAACUCUUUGAUGAUUAUAUGCCAGGAAAAAAACAAAAGAAAAACCAACCAUCCAACUG
Molecule: messenger RNA, 2350 nt
Organism: Melospiza georgiana
Lineage: Eukaryota; Metazoa; Chordata; Aves; Passeriformes; Passerellidae
Gene: XKR6
Product: XK related 6
Exons: 3
Coding region: 1-1890 (629 amino acids)
Biological process (GO): apoptotic process involved in development; phosphatidylserine exposure on apoptotic cell surface; engulfment of apoptotic cell
Cellular component (GO): plasma membrane
Source: RefSeq, a predicted model, not a curated record